AUGAUCAACAUCAAAAGAUCGGAUGUAGCUCGACAAACUUUUUCCGAUGUUAGGAGUAUUCAUAGUUCCGAGGUUAUCGAGGAAAAAGAAAGUCAAACCCACUCAAAAUUAUUAGCCCGUGGGAAAUAUGUUCAUGAGUUGCAAAGGCACAGAAUAAAACCGGAAUUUGUCGAAGAUUAUAUUAAAUUAAUUUCUAAGCAUUAUCCUCGCAUUGCCAAUGAUCAGAAAAAUUCUGUUCAUCUUUGCGGCAGCUGGCAAACUGAAAUUGGACAACUUGAUUCGUUUGUUCAUAUUUGGGAAUAUCAAGGAUAUAAAGGUUACCACGAGACGCAGGAUCGACUUAAAAAUGAUCCUUAUUGUCAACAAUUUAUUAAACAGUUACGACCUAUGCUUCUGAGUCGAUAUAAUCAAAUUUGUCUUGAAUUUGCAUUUUGGCAAACAAGUCCUCCCGCUGUUAAUGGCGGAAUUUAUGAAUUGAGAUCGUAUGAACUAAAGCCUGGAAACUUAUUAGAAUGGGAAACCCAUUGGCAUCGUGGACUUGAAUGUCGUCGACAGUUUUGUGAACCAAUAGGCGCUUGGUUUUCACAAUUGGGAGCUCUAAAUUAUGUUCAUCACAUGUGGCAAUAUCCUGAUCUCGAAAAGCGAAAAAUCACCCGAGAACAAGCAUGGCAGAUAGAUGGAUGGGCUGACACAGUUUAUAAGACAGUCCGUUUAAUACGAAGAAUGGAAACUGAAAUCUUAACGCCUCUUGAUUAUAGUCCCCUUCGAUAG
This is a messenger RNA of Diversispora eburnea, 771 nucleotides long. The record is from the annotation of a GenBank genome assembly. NCBI's taxonomy places the organism in Eukaryota, Fungi, Glomeromycota, Glomeromycetes, Diversisporales, Diversisporaceae.